This is a messenger RNA of Rotaria sordida, 543 nucleotides long. Lineage: Eukaryota; Metazoa; Rotifera; Eurotatoria; Philodinida; Philodinidae. The record is from the annotation of a GenBank genome assembly.
AUGUACAAAAGUCUUGAUGAAUUUUCUACUAAAAAUAAUGAAAUGUUUUAUUCAUAUACAAAUACUAAUAAUAUUGUUCUAUCUCAAAAAGCAAGUCGAUUUUGGAUACCUUUCGAUAUAAAAUUUUUUGAAAUACUUACACCUAAAAAAUAUUUAGAAAAAUAUUGUCGAAUAAGUCCUCGUCGAUAUACACUUUAUAAACGUAUUUUUGAUAAAUAUAAAGAUAUUGAAGCAGAAUUAAACAUGGAAAUUCUUGUCGAUGCAUUAUCUGAUGUAUAUAUGGGUACUAUUGAUAAUCGAUUUAUAAGACAAGUGAUUUUUCUACUGGAUUUAUCAUCAAAUGAAAAACUAACAUUUACACAAUUUAGUGGUAUUGCAGCAUUUUCUGAAAGAUAUUUUUUUAAUAUUUUUAAACAAUCUGAUAAUAUAGAUCCACAAUUACAAAAAGAUAUUUUAGAAAUACUCGAUUUUUCUUCAUUAAAAUACAAAUUAUUUGGUGUUAAUAUUUCAUCAACACUUCAAGAAAUUCUUAGAUUGUUAUAA